AUUGGCAGCGGUGACAAACAGGAACAGGCGGGUGAUGAAAAGAAUAGAGCUGUGUAGGAACGAGUUAGACGAGCGUCAGCCAUUUGCAGCAUUGCUCAGUUGAGGGAGGGGACAAACGAACGCUGCUAGAACUGUUUGACUUCUCUAAAUCCCACCUGUACUGGAGAAGAUUUGGAGAAAAGAAACCUACAGUGGUCCAUCAAAAGGAUUGGAAGGAGAAUUUGCAGUGCUUCUAAAGGAAACCUAGAAAACAACUGAAGAUGCCAAAGCCAAUCAAUGUUCGAGUUACCACCAUGGAUGCGGAACUGGAGUUUGCCAUCCAGCCCAACACAACCGGCAAACAGCUCUUCGACCAGGUGGUUAAAACUGUUGGAUUACGUGAAGUGUGGUACUUUGGACUUCAGUAUAUGGACAGCAAAGGGUACCUGACAUGGCUGAAGCUGGAUAAAAAGGUUUCUUCCCAGGAUGUGAAGAAGGAAAACCCUCUGCAGUUCAAGUUCCGUGCCAAAUUCUUCCCUGAAGACGUGUCUGACGAAUUGAUCCAGGACAUCACACAGAAGCUGUUUUUCCUGCAGGUGAAGGAGAGCAUCCUCAGUGAUGAAGUCUACUGUCCACCAGAAACUGCUGUUCUCUUGGGUUCCUAUGCAGUCCAGGCCAAGUUUGGAGACUUCUCCAAGGAAAAUCACAAAACUGGGUAUCUGACCUCAGACCGUCUCCUCCCUCAGCGUGUUCUGGAACAGCACAAACUCUCCAGGGAACAGUGGGAGGAGCGCAUCCAGGUCUGGCACGAGGAACACCGUGGGAUGCUCAAGGAAGAUGCCAUGCUGGAGUACCUGAAGAUUGCCCAAGACUUGGAGAUGUAUGGUGUGAACUAUUUUGAAAUCAAAAACAAGAAGGGAACAGAUCUCUGGCUGGGUGAAGAUGCCCUCGGAGUGAAUAUCUAUGAAAAGGAAGACAAACUAACUCCAAAGAUUGGUUUCCCCUGGAGUGAAAUUAGGAACAUCUCUUUCAAUGACAAGAAGUUCAUUAUAAAACCUAUUGACAAGAAGGCUCCAGACUUUGUGUUCUAUGCUCCACGCCUGAGGAUCAACAAGCGCAUCCUGCAGCUGUGCAUGGGGAACCACGAGCUGUACAUGCGGCGCAGGAAGCCUGACACCAUCGAGGUGCAACAGAUGAAGGCGCAAGCCCGUGAGGAGAAGCACCAGAGACAGAUGGAGAGAGCACAGCUGGUGAAUGAGAAGAAGAAAAGGGAGACCAUUGAGAAGGAGAAGGAGCAGAUGGAGCGAGAGAAGAGGGAGCUUCAGCUGAGGCUACAGCAGUUUGAAGAGAAGACCAUGAAAGCAGAGAGAGAUUUGCAAGAGCAGAUGAGGAGAGCCAUUCAGCUGGAGGAUGAGAGAAGAAAGGCGGAACAAGAGGCAGCACGCCUGGAGGCUGAACGCCAGGCUGCUCUUCUUGCCAAGGAGGAACUGGCCAGACAGGCUGAGGACCAAAUUAAGAGCCAGGAACAGCUGGCUGCAGAGCUGGCAGAAUAUACAGCCAAGAUCACACUUCUGGAGGAGUCCAAGAAGCGCAAGGAGGAGGAGGCUGACCAGUGGCAGCACAGAGCCAGGGAAGCCCAGGAGGACUUGGUAAGGACCAGAGAGGAGCUGCACAUGGUGAUGACAGCCCCUCCACCACCCCCUCCCCCAGUGUAUGAGAACAUGGAUGAGAACGAGAUGGAGGAUGUUGAAGAGACUAACAGCACCUACAGCGCCGAGCUGCAGUAUGAGGACAUCGAUGACCAUCGCAAGGAGGAGGACCGCAUCACUGAGGCAGAGAAGAACGAGCGUGUCCAGAAGCAGCUCAUGGCUUUGAGUUCAGAGCUGGCCCAGGCCAGAGAUGAUAGUAAGAAGACCCACAAUGACCUGAUCCACACUGAGAACGUGAGGGUUGGUCGUGACAAGUACAAAACACUGAGGCAGAUCCGGCAAGGCAACACCAAGCAGAGGAUCGACGAGUUUGAGGCUCUGUAAAUCCCUUGCUGUACUGUGGGCUUAUAGGUACAUAUUGCAGUAUGUUGUCCCAAAUGCAGAUCUCCCACCUUUUGAUUUUCUGAGUGGUCGCUGUAGGAGCUUCUAGUAUUCUUGUAAAAAACAAAACAAAAAAAAUCACUGUAUACCAGAGGACUGCUGAUUUUCAUACAAAGCACAAUUAAGUUUGGUGAUAACAGGUGUGAAGUUGAUUGAUUUGGCACAAUGUGUUUUAAUUAAUAACAUUCCAGUGAUUGAUUUGGCACAAUGUGUUUUAAUUAAUAACAUUCCAGUGCCAAAACCAUCAUUUAUUUCUUUCAGAAUUUUUAUAUGGUUGAGCUAUUACCUGCAUCUCUUUUUUUCCCAUGUCAAUGCCAUUUAUCUGAAUUUAAAACUAUACUUUAUGAAUUCCUCUGCAAGGGAUAAUUGAAUACAGACACACAAAGAUAGUUGUAGUUUGAUUUGUGCUUGGUUUAGAAUGGAAAAUGUGUAGCCAAAUAGAGUGCCAUAUAAGCUAGAGAGCUUUGAAGCCAAAACUAAACCCAUUGCUUUGUACAGGGCUGCAUACUAUGUUUUAUACCAUAUACGAUAAAAUAUUGUAUACAAUUUGCCCACAGCUGAAUGCUGUGACCUCAAGAACUGAAUGAUGCAUUUAGAUAUUAAGAUGUUUUAGCAGGGACCACUCAGAAAUGAAGAUGAGAACAGUAUAAAAACAAUUUCUGAUUACUUGCAGAACAGCACGAGAGGAUUUAUUUUGAGUUUUUGAUACAUUUGAGAGCACAUUUCCAUACACAUGUUUUAAUACUCAUGGAUAACCAAUAAUAUUGAAUAGUGUAUUUAUACAUGGGUAAUUCUAAUAAAUUUAAAAAUGGUA
Molecule: messenger RNA, 2883 nt
Organism: Acipenser ruthenus (sterlet)
Lineage: Eukaryota; Metazoa; Chordata; Actinopteri; Acipenseriformes; Acipenseridae
Product: ezrin-like
Exons: 14
Coding region: 261-2012 (583 amino acids)
Biological process (GO): positive regulation of early endosome to late endosome transport; regulation of organelle assembly; positive regulation of protein localization to early endosome
Cellular component (GO): microvillus; cytoskeleton; apical part of cell
Molecular function (GO): cell adhesion molecule binding; actin binding
Source: RefSeq, a predicted model, not a curated record